Messenger RNA from Rhopilema esculentum, 7926 nucleotides. Lineage: Eukaryota; Metazoa; Cnidaria; Scyphozoa; Rhizostomeae; Rhizostomatidae. The record is from RefSeq and is a predicted model, not a curated record.
UUGGCUUCGGGCCUGAAUCAAUGUUGUCUUCUUGUUUUGAUGAAUUUUCAAUUUUUUAUGGUUAGACACGAGGUUAAAUCGGCCUCGUUUCAGCCCAUCUCAGAGCUUUGGUUUUGUUGAAUUGGCGGGAACCAAAAUGGAUCUAGUGCAAACAUUUGCUUCGCUGCUCUAGAAGGUGUUUUAAUUGGCAAUGGAUGAUGUUAGUCAGUUAGAUCAGAGUGAUUCAAAGGAAGAUGAAAGCUGUAUUGUUGACAACAGACAGCAGUCAAUUCUUUCGUUUUUCAAACCAGUUACACAAAACCUUCCACAAUGCAUAAAUGUAAAAGAAACUGGAAUCCUGUCAGAUAAAAAUAAAACAUGUGAAUCCCAAAGAUCAACUAAAAUAAAUAUUGAAGACACCUGUAUAUCAAAUGAAAUUGAUAGAAAAGAAAAAUCAAAGCAAUGUAAGAAGCAUAAAAGAAAGAGCAAAUCAGGCCAAUCUUUUGAUAAUUUGCAUAAUUGUAUUGAUGAAGAUAUUGUUACAAAAGGUUCUAUUGAAGUAGAGGGAAUUGAAUCAAAUGAAUUGCCCUGCGAGUCUAUUGAUUUAAAUGAUAGUGAAAGUAAGGAAGAGUACAAAGGAGGGAGAAAGAAAAGGAGACAGGGGCAAUCAAAAUGUUCAAAAAAUGAUAAACCUGUUUUAAGUAACCAAGAAUCAAUCAAAAUUAGCGGUGAUGACAACCUUGAAAAUAAUAAAAUGGAAAAUCUGACAGAUUCUUCCUGUGUUAAUCAAAUUCAAGAAUGUGCAGAGGAAAAUGACAGUUUAGAGGACAAGGUAGUUAUUGAAAAAAGCUCUGAUAAUGGUAGUACAGACAUUCACUGUAGGGUAAAAGAGCCUGAAGAGAGAAUAAUUCCCAGAAAUGAAGAGCUAAAAGCUGACCAAAGUCUAGGGUGUGAAAAUGAAAUGAAAUUAAAAGUUUGCUCAGAAGGUAAGAUGGAUGUAAAUUCAGAUGAUGAAGAUGGACAAAAUUUUCACAUAAAAAACAAAAGUGUCAACCGAAAUAAGCCUAAAAAGAAAAGAAGGAAAAUAAUUGAUUCUGAUUCUGACGGGGAAAAUGAAAACCAACAUGGAGAACUGAUGACAAAAAACUCUGCUCUUGUUGAAUUGUCAACAAGCAGUGGAAGCAGAGAAUGCGGCGAAUCUAGUAAAAUAGAUGAAGUUGGUGUAAGAAGGAGCACGAGGGUAAAACAGAAAGAGGUUAGUUAUUGUCAUGAUGAAUUUGCUGAUGAAGAUAAAGAAGAUGAACAUGAGAAAACAAUUAAAAAGGUUAGGAGAAGUGAGUCAAAGGAGAAAGCAGAUGAAACUCACGAAAAGAAACCAAAAAGGAAAAACAAGCAGAAGAAUAUUGAUAAUCAUUCAACAUCAACUGGAGACAAUCCAGAGGAAUGCUGCCAGACCUCUGUGUUGGAUAUGUGUUCUAGCAAAAGAGUACCUAUACCAAAGGGACCUGAAGAAACACAACAGAAUGUUAAAAUUAUAGAUUCCAAGCUUGUUGAAAAGUGCUUGAAUGCUCCUGAAUCAUCAGUGAUGAAAACAAACUUUCUUUCAAAAUUUUCCAAUCAAAAGUUUGUACGACAUGAGGAUACUGUUAUUCUGGAAUCAGAGACAUGCUUACCAACCACAAGUCAUGUUCUGCAGAUCUCAGAUGCUGAAAAUACUUGGUACAAAAGCUUACCAAUGGCUUCAAAAGUAGGGAAAAUUCUUUUAGGGGACACUGAACUUAUGAACAGUUACCAUCCUGUACCAGAUACUUCAAUUUGGACAUGCUUGCUGACCAUGAACAAAACUGUUAUUAAAAAGAUGGAGGUCACCAGUGCAAAAUCUGUGUCGUUAGCUGUCUGUCUCGGAGCAAUAAUGACAAGGAAGAGAGGUUUUCCAAUUUUAGAGGUCUUAGAGGCGUACCUUUAUUGCCAAAAGAGCGUUUUACAGCAGUGUCUUGCUAAAGCUGAGCUGAUGAGAUCUAAUCUGAAAAUGAUAUGGGAAAAGCAAGGAAAGAUUGAGCCAAUUGCACCAGUUGGGGUUUCUAUCCCACAGAGCGAGACCAUAUGUACUACAACGCCUGCCGUUGAUAUAAGAAAUAUGUUCAAGAAAGCUAAAACCCUGAAACCCACUGCAAAGGACGGCGAUGCAGAUAUCACAAGUUGCAAACAGCUGAUAACUGAGAAUGCGUCGAAGGGGAACAGGAAUAGUAGUUCCAGGAAGGGUAAGAAAAGUCAAGUACAGGAUAAAGCAGUUGCUGUCACGAAGGUUGACAAAGCAGAAAAGAAAUCUAAGAAAAAUGAUAAAACAAGAACGAAGAAUAAAAGUGCACAUUUGGAUCUAAGUGUUGAGUUGAUUGAAUCACCGCAAGCAAAGUUAAGCGGAACAAUAAAACAGUCGUUUGCUAAAGUAUCAAAACACCCACGACAGAAAGAAUUAGAAGAUAUUAAGAAGGCUUCAAAAUCCAAAGACGAGAAGGGCCACGAGAAAGGUGACGAUUCUAAUGAUAGUUCUACUAGAAGACGAUCAGGAAGAAAAAUUGAGAAGAAGGAUUAUAAAGAAAGUGUCACGAAUUUUGAUCCGGAUGAGGACCGGCUCGAAAUCACUAUAAAGGAAGAUAAGCAUGAGACGCUGUCGUCUACGAAGAAUGUUGAUGGACCAACUAUUGAUGCAGGAGUUGAUUACCAAGACAAGGUGAAAGAUUAUUGCAGCAAAAAGAAGACGAAGAAAAAGAAACGAAAACACGCAAAAUGUUUAGUCGAUGAUACUCCAGCUGGUACGGAUAUGAAUAUUGAAGAUGAGAAUGUAGAAGGUGAUAGCAGUAAAAAAGCUGAAGAGAAGAAGAGCAGGAAGAAACCUAAGAAACAGAAGAAGAAGGAACAGAAUAGUGAAGAGAAAGAGAAAGUUGAGAAAAAAGAUGAAAAUGUUGACAGCAAAAGCUCCACACCAUCAAACGCUGAUAUUAGAAAGUUGUUCAACGAUAAAAGAAUGAGCAGCAAAGAGAAAAAAGACAUUGAACAUAAAAAAGAAGAGAGAAAAGCUACAGUGUCAGAUCAUAGUCUAAAUGAUUCAGUCAUCGAAGUUCUGCCAGCAGUUGAAAGUUAUGAAGUUAAAUCAGGUGAAGCUGAAACUUCAGUGGAAAAGAAACAGGAAAUUCGUUUGCCAUGUGGCUUAGAUAUAAGAAAGUUCUUUGGACAAAAGUCAUUAAAUUGCUCUUUGGAAAAACCAACGCCAGUGUUUGUUGGCUGUAAGGGGGAAGAUGAUGUCACAAAUAGUAAAAGUGCAGAAUGUAAGCCAGAUUCGUUAGGGAAAGCUGAGCUUACUGAGCGCUGUACGGUUGAAGAAAGCUCGAUAUGUAAUGAGAAUGCAAACGAGGACAAAGAUGCUUGCAAAGCUGAUGCUGGUGCCAGAAAAAGGGGAAGGAGACCUAAAGGUAAUACCCGAGCUGGGGUUUUGAAAAAGGAAGGCAGUGUUAAGGUCACAAAUAUGCCAAUGGACAUUGUGUCAACAGGACAAAAUAAAGGUGCUACAGAAAUUAUGUGUGAGGCUAAGAACGCUACAGAUAUUAAUUGUGAGGUGGCCUGUUCUAAAACACGGAACAGUGAAAUGAAUGAUGAAGUUAGUGAUAAGGAUUUUUCACCAUGUGAGAAAAGAAAUGCUAUAAUUAUGUUGUAUUUUUCAUCAAAGAAGUCCGUUUCUUCAGAAGCGCCUACUGAAGAAAGCAAAGAACUUACAACUGACAGGGACUUAAUUUGUGCCAGAACUUUAGAAAAGAAGCCUUGUGACACGGAUAAACUUAAAGAGGUAACUACAGAAGAUGAUGACAAAGAAGUAACUACAGGAGAAUUCUCUUCGACGGAUCAUGAAAAAAACGACAGGCUGGGCUUGGCUCAGGAAAAACAACGUAAGAAAAAUGAAAAGUUAGAGGAAGAAAAUUGUGAACAGGAUAAGGGCAAAAGCCCAUUGCUUAAAAGUGGAGAUAAAUCUAGAAAAGUUGAUGUAGAAAGUGAACAUGACAUUUGUACGAACGACGAAGCCGCCACCUCUGAUAUAAAACUAGAAGAUAUAACUCCCAGGUCAAAACGUAAACGGGAUGUAGAGCCUUCAAUAGACCCUUCUUGUGCCGAAGCAGAUGCAGCUUCAGUGACUCCUCCUUUGCAAUUUGCUACUAAGAAAUCGAAAAGACAGAAGUUUGACGAAAAUGUAAUACUUGAUGGUAAACAAUCUGCCAUGAAGCAAGAUGAUAAUUUAGUUGUACGCGAAAAGGAUUGUCCUCUCGUUUCUCUCGAGGGAAAUUCCGAUGAUAACGAAGGAUGUUCAAACUCAGGUGAACAUGAGGGAAAGUUGCCAGAGGAAAUAAAAGAGAAGGAACUGGAAUUUCCGUGUCCUAUUUUGGAGAAAAUUGACGUAUCAAAUGUUGUUCAGCAAUCAUCUCAUCACCUUGUGGACAGCAAUUCCAAUGGUUCAGAUUCAAAUGACCCAGUUAUGGCCUUACACCGAAGUAACAUAAACUGCGAAGCAGAACCUGAUAACGAGGGUAUGAAUGCUAAUGAGACUGAAAACCACGAUUCUUCUGCAGCCACCAAUGGUGAUAAACCUUGUGUAAUGGAAGUGGAUCAGCCCUUGGAGCCUGUUUCAAAUAUAAAAAAUAGUGACUUGACAGAGAAAAGCGAGAGGAAUGAAAAAAGCAACGACAAAGAGAAUCCUGAGCAAGAAAAGCAAGACGGCAAAACAUCUGAUGAUGUUAAUUUAAGUAGGUCCAAACGUUCAAGGGAAAUAAAAAAUGAACUUUUAGAGGAAACUGGUCAACUGGAAAGUGACAGUGGGCGGAGACGAUCUUCCCGUGUAAAACAAAAAGAGGAGCAAAGAAUGAUCGAGGAGGAGGAAAGAAGGGAAGAACUUAGGUUAGCUAGGGAAGAGCAACGGAGAAGAAAGGAAGAACUGAAGUUGGCGAAAGAAGAAAACAGAAGGAAGGACGAAACCCUGCAUAAAGAGAUUGGCGAAGGUGAUCUUUGCACAAGUCCACUGUCAAAGAAAAGAAAGAGGUCACCCAAUGCCUCAGAGAGCAAAAAAGAGACAAUGGAGAGCAACGACAUGCCAAAUGACGUAUCGCUAGAAAUAUUAGAGCCAGUAGAAUCAUCUACAACUAAUUCAUCUUCAAAGGACAUGACGACAGAAUCUGCUGAUAAUCACCAAGACAGUAGGAAAGAUUUUGAAGUGCAACCGGUCACGGAAGACUUUGUCAAUUCAACGUUAUUAUGGACAGAGAAGUACGCACCAAUGAAACAUGAGCAAGUGAUUGGCAACGCAAGCCACUGCAAUGAGCUUUUUGAUUGGCUGUCUUCAUGGAAGGAGAAACACGAGCAUCUUGUUAUGCAAAUGAUGGCUUCAAAAGCGCACAGGCCACGUGCCAAGAAUGACGAUGAUCACAGUGAUUUUGAAGACAGUGACGAGGAAGACAAUCUGUCUAAUACUUAUUUGAUAAUUGGUGAAACGGGUUGUGGAUCAACGGCAGCUGUAUAUGCCUGUGCUCAGGAGCUAGGCUACAAGGUUCUCGAAAUGAAUCCAUCGAGUCACCGAUCUGGCAAGCAGAUUCAAGCACUUCUUGGCGAGGCCACUCAGAGCCACCAAGUGAAGCGUAAAUUCCACGGUUCUGCGAACGAAUCCGGAAAAGGAGCCGAUGGGACAAAGGGAUUUCUUCCCUUUUUUGGUGCCAAGGCAGAGGGAAAAACCGAAGAAGAAAACAACAGUCAAAGCUCAGAGAAGGAAACUGAGAAAGGAUCUGAGGAAAGUGAGUCAUCGAAGGAACAAUCAGAGCAAAGUGGAGGCAGUGGAGAUAUGUCGUUGAUUCUUUUUGAGCAGGCUGAUGUUGUUUUUGACGAGCAAGACAGAGGCUUUUGGUUUGGAGUGAAUGAAUUGAGAAAGGAAGCUAAAAGACCUAUUAUAAUAACAGCGAAUGAUCCUUUAGUAUCAUGCAAACUUGACGGAGGAUCAUACUCUCUCCUGACAAUGGAGGCAGUUGAUUACGAAACGAUAGCCAAUCAUCUCGAGGCAAUCUGCCUGGCCGAGCAAGUGAUGCCGCAGCGGGAAUUGAUAAGAGAUGUUAUUGCUAAAUGUAAUGGAGACAUCAGAAAAUCUUUGUUGAAACUGCAAUUUCUUCUUGAACAGUGGCAAAAUCCUUGUCACGAGGCCUUGUCUAAAUCAAUCAGUAAGUUGAUGGGACAAGAUGACAUCAAAGAGGCCCUGCCUGUUGUCGAUAGUUUCUCUGAAAUGAAACCUGUUGUUGUGACUGAAGAACUGGUCCCAAGGGAAGGACGUGGCAUGGUUACUGGCUCUGCCGCAAAUCAAGAGGUGAAGGCCAACAGCAAUUGUAAAGAACCUUGCUCUGAACUGGACAACAUUAUUGUGGAUAUCAAAUGCGAAGUUGUAGAAGACGAAGAGGCUCAGAAUCUAGGCCCUGAAAUAUACGAUUGUCAAGUGGAAGAUUUACCUGGUCCUAAUGCAGUUGAAAAGGAAGAGACUGGGGCUGAAAAUGCUGAAUCGAAAUCAGAGGAUCGCUUAGAAGAGUUAGAUGCUUUCAUUGCCAUGGUACAUGAAACCGAGGACUCCACUGUAAAGGAGACUGGAAAUGCUCUAUUCGAUAUUACACAGGUCACCGAAGAAGAGCUCCUUGCCAGUAAAUCGAAGCAAAGUUUUUGGUCUCUCGGUCAGUGUACUCGGGGCGUGAAAAAUGAAUCAGAAACUUGCCGUUCUCUCAGGAAGAUUGCUUCAUCUGCCGAACUCGUAUCUUCGGUGGACAUGCGAGGAAUACCAGACCAUCUUUCUCUAAGGGACAGUCUGCAGUCACACGGCUGGUGGCAUGGUAGAAUUGUCGACGGUAUUACAGACGAGGAACGGUUUUCCUUUGGCAGUGGCAAUGCCUAUAUCUCGAACCAGCUGUUUUCAAAGGUGCAAGAUGCAUACAAGGAAAUUCACGAAGCUGUCCUUAACCGUGAUGGUGUCUGUUGUUCUUCGGCAGAUAUUCAGGCCAGGGAUACGAAGUCGGUUUUCAAAUCUGUUGAAAACUUAUUACCUUGCUCCGGCCGCUCUGACCAUGGCGCUCUCUGUGUUGACAUAUUGCCAACAUUAAGUACGAUUUGCAAAUCUGAAGAGCACCGGAAACACACCCAGUUUGGAAGAAGAUCAAGAAGAUUUCUACAUUACCUCGACACAAUCGGUUUUCAUUUAGAGCCCGAACUUCAAGAAAAGUUUGUAAGAACUUGGGUUGGUAAAACAAAUUACCGAUACAAAUGGUGCUAAAUGAGGCCCAUUUUGCUUGGCUACUGUCCAGUAAAUAGCCUCGUUGAUCACAGAUUGGAAGCGAGGCAAUGUUGACCUAAUUGCGUUGCAAGACAUCUAUUGAUUAAGUUUUAAAAGGAACAUUUAAAAGUAAGAUGAUUAGUUUGGUUUAAUUUAUAAUAGCUUUAUCAUUUAAUUACUUUGAAAAAGUCGUCAUAAUCAAAGUAUUCAAGAUUUAUUUACCUUAUCGAUUCUCGAGCUUUGCUCAUUUAUUCUUGAAUCAAAAUUGUUAAAACGCUUUUCCAGCUGUUCAUUUAGUUGGUCAAUAGAGCCAAAUGCCUAAAAUGUUCGCAUAAAGCUGAUUUGGAAGAGCGAAGUUUUUUAUUUGAUUUAAUUUACUUAUUUCAUAUGAGUGUUAAAAGUAUUUAUGUCAAAAUAUUUAGCUAUGUUUGUUUAUCCUGGCCAUUGAUAACAUUUUAAUUUUUAUGUUUAUUUGUUUACAUCUGCUGAAUGUAAUUUAAAAGUAUCCAACUUUGAGAAAUUGUAUUAAUUAGUAUUAAUAUUUUACUAUAUUCUUCUGUUUAUAUUUAUGUUUAUGAAUGUAGUUAGAUCAUAGCAAGUUUUACCUUCUC